UGGUUGCUGCUUCAUCCCUCUCCCAACGACGACGAGGUGCGAAACUGAAUUUGGAAAGAGUAAAGUUUGGAUGUUUUUGAUGGGGCGAUGCUGCCUGAAUUCCUCUUAUAACUUAUAACUUAUUAUCUUUUUUAAUUUUAUUCCAUGCCAAACCCUUGUUUCUUUCAAUUGGGUUGAAGUCUUUUCCUUGUCAAUUUCCCCAAUUCAGAGAAUUAGGUAUCUUCCCAUCAUGAUUAUGUAAAUUAAUUUCCUUCUUAGUUAAAUUAGAGAAUAAAGUCUGUUCCUUUUCCAUUUAGGAAACUAUAUGUAUUCUUAAUCCUUGUGCUAUAUGGAUUCCCUGUGUCCUUAUUUAAUAUCCUAAGUAUGUAUGUUUUUCGUUGAGUAAAAAAUAAUGGAUGAUAGACUAAGCGAGGAUUUAGUAGUUGAAAUUCUGUGUAGACUUCCGGUGAAGAGUCUGAUGCAAUGUAAGAGGGUUUCAAAAGGCUGGUACAACCUCAUCUCUAAUGUUUGUGCCCCCAACAUCUCUCGCAUUUCAUCCGCUAUCCCUUCUGGUUUUUUGUUCAUUUUUGUAUGCAAAAAAACUUCCGUUUAUGAUAGAGCCUAUGUUUCUUAUCCACAAGGUCGUUAUUGUGAUAACAAUUGUUCAGGUUUUCUCAGAUCUUGUACUGUACUCUUACCACACAGACCCUUUAAACUGCAUGAUGCUUGCAACGGCUUGCUUUUAUUUUUUUCAGCUGAUGGUCGCUAUUACGUCUGCAACCCAACUACCAAGCAGUGCAUUGCUGUUCCUUAUGUCCAACGCAAAUAUAGAUCUUAUGUUGCUUCGCUUGUUUUUGAAAAUUUCAUGUCGCCACACUACAAAAUUAUCCGGUUUCCUGAUUUAAAGGCCGGUUGUGGCUUUAUAGAUCUCGAUGUAUUCUCUUCAGCCACUGGAAACUGGGUGAAGCAAAAGUUACGCAUUGAACAAUCGGUUUUUAGUUCUGUUGAGUACAUUGUGCGCACUGUUUAUUUGAAUGGAAAGCUAUACAUGCAAUCUAUGUCGGAGUAUCUCCUUUGUUUUGACUUGGACAAUCUUAUUGCUAAGGCCAUUCAGCUGCCUGUUGCUUAUUCUAAAUACAAGUUUGGCUUUAUUGGCCUUUCCAAAGGGCAAUUAUAUUAUGCCAAUCAUGAUUCUUCCAAAUCCAAGUUUUGUUUUUGGAUUCUUGAGAACUGUUUUUGGAGAUUGAAGCACUGUCUUUCAAUUAGUCAUUUGAUGUCUUUAAGUCCCCAAGUUAGAGAACUGUGCAAGGAUGGUAUCUCUACAAAUUUUAUGCCCUAUGCUAUUCAUCCAAGUGCUGAUAUUGUAUUUCUUGGAUUCCCUACUAUGCUCCUCAGUUAUAAUCUUCAAGAUGGAAAAUUGGAAGUCAUCUUUAAAAUGGUCAAAGGCAGAUUAAUAUUCGGAGGCAAACAUUUUGUCUUCCUUUACACUCCCAGCUUUAUUGUUCUCAAGGACUUCACCAAGCACCCUCCUCAAUCUUCAUUGAUUUAGGUUUUAUCGCUUGCUUUGAAGCUGAAGACGCACUGCCUAGAGGAAUUAGAGAUGAAACGGAGUAUUUUUGCAGUUUAGAUGCUUGCAGAUUUAUGACUGGUAAUGAAGGUGAUAACUGCAGCAGUAAGAGCUCUGAUAUGAUAUCCAUACAUGUAUGAUAAGGCAUCCAUCUAUUUUCAAAAUCUAUGAAGUCAAAUACUCUGUGGGGAUUUCUGGUUGAGAUUUUUUAAUACAAUGGUAUGUGGGACUUUGUCUCUUUCUUAGGGGAGCAAAAACCGAACCAAAUCGUUUAACCAAACCGAAUUGGACCAAAAAAACCGAACCGAAAAAAAUAGUGGUUAAUAUGUUUUAGUUUGGUUUAAAAUUUAUAAAAUUUUCGGUUUUCGGUUUUAAUUUGGUUUUUAGGUUCGGUGACCGAACCGAAUCGAAAAAACCGAAAUAAAUUAUGAGGGUUCUUUUAGACAUUUAUACACAAUACUAUAUAUACCCCCUUUAAAACCAAAAACCCUAAUUUUCCAUAACUGCUGCCGCCUCAUCUCCUCUCCCUUACCAUUUUUCCCUAAGGGCAUCUCCAAGGGAAGUCACCAUUUUUCCCUCACCAUUUUUCAAUUUGGUGAAUUUUCACCAAAUCCACUCCAAUGGUCAUCACCAAAUUCCUCACCAAAAAAACUACUUUUUUACUUUUUAAUAUAAUAAUCAUUUUUAAUUCUUAACAUUUUAUACACUUUUUACCAAUUACACCCACAAACUAAUUUAUGCUCAUAUUCGUACGAAUUAUAAUAUUAUUCAUAUUUUUAAAAAUAAAUUGCUAUAUAUUUUUUUAAUUAUGAAUAUUUUAUAAAAUUUAAUUUAUAUUAAAAUUAUUUAAAAUGAACAUUAUAUUAAUUUAUUUAAAUUAACAUAAUAAAAAAACUAAUAUAAACAUUACAUUAAUUUAUUUAAAUUAACACAACAUAAAAACUAAAAUUAUAUCAUUGUCUCGUUAAAUUAUUUAAUAAGUAAGUAAUUAAUUAAAUAAAACUAUAAAUUAUAUGUAUUAAAAUGUAAAUUAACCAUAUUAUUAUAUUCAAAAAUUGAAAUGGUGAAGGAAAAAUUCCUUCACCAUUUUUGAUGAAAGAGAGUGUGAGGGAGUCACCAAAAUGCAUUUUGGUGACUCCCUUGGAGAUGGGGAGUCAUCAAUUCCCAUUUUGAUAACUUCCCUUGGAGAUGGUCUUACCAAACCCUUACCCAUUUUUUCCUCUCUUAUUUUCUUUCCCAAUAUAUCAAUCUUUCUUCUUUAUCAAACAUAAAUCAAGUCAAAUAAACCUAAUAUUUCUCAUCUAAAAUCCAUUUUUACUAAGAUGCUCACCAGACACCACUACGAGAUGCUCAUCCUCUCCUCUGGUAAGUUGUCGCCGGUCUUUUGCGCUCCGCCCGCCACCGCUACCGCUGUUAGAGCCUUUACCACUCCGGUUGCUAUCAACGGCCACUUACAUCCACCGAUGGUUUUUUUUUCAAGGAGCAGAAGAAUUAUUGCUGGUGAUUUAUGAUUGAUUAUUUUAGUUUUAAAUAUUAAAUUAAAAUGUAAAACAAUUCAUAUAAAAUCGUUUAAUGUAAUUAACUUCUCAUUUA
Messenger RNA from Mercurialis annua (annual mercury), 3139 nucleotides. Its product is annotated as F-box protein At2g23160-like. NCBI's taxonomy places the organism in Eukaryota, Viridiplantae, Streptophyta, Magnoliopsida, Malpighiales, Euphorbiaceae. The transcript is spliced from 3 exons. The record is from RefSeq and is a predicted model, not a curated record. Gene Ontology annotation, molecular function: protein binding. The coding region runs from base 392 to 1528 and encodes 378 amino acids.